AUGACGAUUAUCAGUGAUGGAGGUUCCGACUUUUUUAAUAUGUCGUUCAAGGCGCUACUUGAGAAAUUUGGUAUCCGCCACAAAGUAGCCACUCCUUACCUUCCGCAGACAAGUGGGCAAGUUAAAGUGUCCAACAAAGAGAUCAAAAAGAUUUUGGCAAAAAUUGUCAUUGAUAAUAGAACGGAUUGGUCAAAUAAGCUUCAUGAUGCUCUACGGGCCUAUCAGACUGCAUACAAGACUCCCAUCGAACUAGAGCAUGAAGCUUUGUGGGCGAUGAAGAAGCUAAAUAUGGAUUGCGGCACCGCAUCUAAUCAAAGAAUUAAGAACUUGAAUAUUCUUGAUGAAUUUCUCCUAAAAGCUUAUGAAAGUUCAGCCUUGUACAAAGAGAAGAUGAUGAGGUUGCGCUUGUUUCCGGGCAAACUCAAUUCAAAAUGGACCGGGCCAUUUUUGCUCACAAAUAUGCUCCCCCAUAGAGCGGUUGUGCUUGAGAACAGUCAAGGAACAAGGUUUAUGGUUAACGGGCAAAGGAUCAAGAUCUAUCUAGGAAACGCGGAAUUUGUGCAAGAAGUUGUUGAGGCCUAUCAUCUUAAUGAAGUCUGA
Molecule: messenger RNA, 600 nt
Organism: Solanum stenotomum
Lineage: Eukaryota; Viridiplantae; Streptophyta; Magnoliopsida; Solanales; Solanaceae
Exons: 3
Coding region: 1-600 (199 amino acids)
Biological process (GO): DNA integration
Molecular function (GO): nucleic acid binding
Source: RefSeq, a predicted model, not a curated record